Molecule: messenger RNA, 5531 nt
Organism: Orbicella faveolata
Lineage: Eukaryota; Metazoa; Cnidaria; Anthozoa; Scleractinia; Merulinidae
Source: RefSeq, a predicted model, not a curated record
UCUCUACUCGGUGAACUCAGAUAAAAACUGAGCAACGGAGAAAAUCCGUGCCUAUCAUCGGAAGAGAACACGAUGCUAAGUGGAGCCUUAGGGGGUAUGAUGCCUGCAGUGAAAGAUCUUGAGAAAGACAGUCGUGAUAAAACGUGAAAAUCCUGAGCGACAUGGAAUCUAAUUUUAUCUAUAACAUCUAAGAGUCAUCUUACAUCUUUUACCGAUGAAUUCGAACCAUGACAUGUUCCUUUCUAUAUUGGGAAGGAAUUCAAGAGGAAAACGCGGUACAAGACCUUACUCAGCUUGGUGAAUAAAACGGUGACACAGCCCCGGGGACACAGCACUGAGACUCGUUUCUCUCUCUCUCGGUUCAACUUCCACGGUAUUAAACAGAAGAGAAGUCGAAAGAAGACACUGUUGUUUAAAAUAUCAUUGAGCUCAAACAAGACGGAAAUUCUGGCUUAUGUUUCAUUCUCUUGACCGCUAUCUAGCGAGCCCUCGUUUUUGCUGUAUCGCAAAGAACAUUCUUGUAGUUGCUCAGUUCUAUCUGUAAAUCUGUUUGCAGGUCAAAUUUUCCCUGCGGUAAUCCGCAUUUUUUCCGAUCCCAAUCGUUAAACGGAUGGGAAAAUAUUUCAAGGUUUAGUUGCUACGUGUACAAAAUUAACCUAGUCGCUGACAACGCUAAAGAUGAAUGGUUUAGAUUUCCCUUUACUCCAUGUAUGAAGAAGGCAGACAGUAUUUACAGUGUUUGAAUUAGUUUUUCAGUUUGAAGACACUAUAAACGAAGUUACAACUCACGCAAAGCUGUCGGAUGGGAUUCAAAAUAACGUUGACGUGAUUUUCUGACAAGUACAUGCAAGCGAGAAGCACCCUUUUUCUUGUCACACACCCAACUUUGUCAGUGGACCCUGCCAAUCAAACGUAAUCAAAUCAUAUCAUUUCAUCUACGUCAACCUAGUUGAAGCCAGCAGCUGCAUGCUAGGUACCGAGUCUUUGAACGGUGUUUGUACCGCAAAGACAAUGCUGGAAUCACCACUACAUAACCGUUGAAUUGGACAUUCACUGUUAAGGUAAUACCGACAAAAGACGUUAUGCAAGACUUCAAAGUCUGCUAUCUUCCUGGCAUCAUUAUAUUGUUGUUUCUCAUCAGAUUAGGGGUCUCACAACAUUCUAAUGGAGGGGACAUCUCGAGUGGCACAAAUAACCAAAACACGCACAGAAAUGCUGAUUACCUUCUCAAGCGAAUAUUGGAAAUGAAAAGGACCAACCCCCAAGAAGGUCCCAAAUACCGCAACAUCAAUUCAAGUGCAGACCUGCACAAUAUUGUCAAUCCACGAUUUAGGACAGAAAUGGCAGUGCUGUUCUCAAGGCUACCUGAGUAUAACCAGUGUGACAUACUUGUUGCAGUGUCAAAGACAACACAGUGUCCUGUGUCAGACAUCAUUGAACUUUUAUUCAGCUUGACAGAGAUGAAACAGAACAUAAACGUGAGUUGUCCUGUUGGGGACAGAACCAAGCUAAAGCUGUGUAGUCAAGCUAACAAAACAUUUAUUGGUGAAACCUUCUGCAAUGAGCUGUUAAAUGUCUUCAAAUCACUCCCCUCACCUUUUAAAUGCCAUGUGAUCAAUGCCAUUGCUCUGGCUUACAGCCUUAAAGGCAGACGAAAUCUAGCCCUGUCUGUCAGUCAAACUCAAAACGCAGUAGCAGAGAUAUUCCCGUCUGUGAGCCUGCCUAAUACUUGUGCAGACCUUGAAAUGGAUCAUAUUAUACCAUCUAUCCCUCCAGUUAAUAUCACAGUGGCCUUGAGCAAUGCAGACAAGAAAACCUGGUUACAAACUUUAACAAAGAAAGGGCCUGAAAUUUACGAGAUUGUUUUAAAGUAUGAAUAUGAGAAGACCCACAAAGGAAAACUUUUGGGUCCUACCAGCCUUGCUCAGUAUUUAGAAGAACAUGAACUUAAUAGCACUCAACUUGUUACUGUUGGAGUAGAGGGAGGCAACAGGAUAUUUUCAGUGCUGUUCAGAUUAAAAGUGAAGCGCAAGCCAUCCAACCGAUUGAGAGAAAUCAGAUCGACAUACAGGAUCGUGGAGGCUCUAGAAGCCAAAAACCAGCAAGAGUUGAGAGAAAUCUUCAAUGCCAAGAUCAUUUCCGUUAGCCUGGAUGGAGAGAGGUCAAACAUUACUAAAUCACCACCAAAAACUGACAGGUGGACUGUGAAUCAAAUGGAUAUGGCAAAGGAGUUGUUUCCUGCAAACCUUUCAGAAUAUUACAAGCAACUUGUGAAACCAGCAAGAUGCUUUGUUGUGUUUUACAUCUCGCUUAAAAUCGGCAAGAGUCCAUUGGAAGUUGAAAUGUUCUAUUCUUCAUUUAAACGGUUUUCGAGAAAGCAUACAUGUUAUUACACCAGGAGAACUGGUCCUACAGAGACAACUCUUAUUAACGGGUUCACUCCUGAACGUUUUACUGGGAAUGCACUUUCAACACAAGUUCUUUCUGUAGAGACAACAAGAAAACCAUCAACUGUGAGUGAUGGAGCUGUUGAUCAUAUUUCUGACAAGGUGGAUAUAGAAGACUCAUCUUCCUUGGAAAUUGCACUUUUUGCUCUCUUGGGAACUCUCUGUGUCUGUGUUUUGGCAUUUACCAUUAACUGUGUUAUGUUAGCUUUGAAAGCAAAGCCUAUAGAUCAGAGUGAUGGGAGGCCAAAACCUAUGCUGCAGACUGCAGUAUUUCAUAAAAGCAAAAGUGUUGCAGGUUGCAAAGAAACUGAAUGUGUACACUUCACAGACACAAAUGGUUCCAAUUGCCAGCCAUCCAAUACAGAACAUCCUCCUAAAGUGGAGACCAUUGUACACAGUGACAAGAGUUGUAAUUGUUUAUGCCUUGUCUCGUCAUCAACACCUAAUACUAUUAGAAGGUGUGAUUACAAUAAGUCUUGUUUAAAAACCUCUCAACCUGUGCUACUGUGCGAUAAUGGUGGAGCGAAGAGAGCAAACUCAAGAACACAAUUAGAAAUUGAAUAUUGCUUAGGUUCUUCACCAGUGGCAAGAACAUUUGACACAUCACAGCUGUGUGUGGAUGACAGAGCAGAGAACAGUUCUCCUGAUAUGGAGGAGAGUUUUCCUAAGACUGAUUGUCAAUGCCCCAAAAGACCUCUGGACAGUCAACAGGGUGAUGGCAGAGUUUUGAAAUCACAGGAUAAAGCAACAAGUUGUUGUAGUAUAUCUGACACAAGCUACAAAGAACAUUUAUCUCCCAAAAUGAAACAUAAUGGCUGUCUUCCCACGGAAGAGUCGCAUGAAACAGUCAUUGUUUUGUUGGACUGCAAAGGAUUCAAAGAAGCACAGGUCUGACACAAGCUACAAGUGUCCUUAUGCUCUACUGAAACUUCAUAUUUAACAAGGUUGCUCUAUAUUCAUUAUUUAAUUAACUAGUUUUUAUAUCUUGUCUCAGGUAGUGAGACAAAAUUUGCUCCUCAUUAUGUUAUAUAUGUACCAACUGCCCUUACCGAUGUUCUCCCAGUUAUGACUUGUUAUGUAGAUCAAAGUAUGAAGUGCGAAUACUUGAAAUACCUUAGCCUGUGUAGUAGACAUUUCCUUUCCAUUUUCCAGGUGGGGAGAUCAAGCAAGCGAACAAACAAAUGAGUGUGCCUGGGGUGAGCAAAAAAUGAGAAGAGGGGAUGGGAAGUGGGGAGGGAGUGAGCCAAAAAAGGAGGAGAACGGGGAGGGGUGGGGAGGAAAGGUGAAUGCCUGCUAUGCAGGUUAGACAUAUCUAAAUGAAGACUUCUGGUUUCAAACUAAUAUUGUUGCCAUACAGGGUGUCAUUCAUCCCAGUUGCUGCACGACCAACAGCACUGUAGCUCAACUGGGAUUAAUGGCAGUUGGGCAUCUGUUGGGUUUGAGAAGUUAUUCUCUUACAAGUACUUUGUUAUGAAGUUCCCCAUGGCCCUAUUAUAAUGAGAGCGCAGAAAUGUAAUUAAAGUUCUUGCUACUCAGCAAUACAGAGCUUAAGAAUGAUGUUCACGACAAGCUUCUCAUUAAGGGCACGGCACCAUGCAAAUCGACUGGCUGUGAAAACUAUUUUGCCCCCCUGGUUUGACCAUCUGAAGGAAAUUUUCUCUUAUAACAUAGUUCAGUUAAAUUAUAUCUGCCUGCUUGUCAAGACCAGUUGCCUUCUUGCUGAAAACCUGAAUGGAACCCCUGUUCAUGAUGUUGACAGGCAAGUUUUUUUUGGCAGAGGUUUGGCAUUAAUAUGGUACUAUUAACAACCAAUACCACCAUAUUGAUGUGAUAGUAAUAUCCCUGUUGUUGUAUGGCCCCAAAGUACUGUUCAUUGUGCUUUAAAGGUCUAUUAUUGUGGCCAAUUACAUUACAGUAAUUACAACUAAAUGUUAUAAUUGAAGAUACCCAGAUGUAAUCUUAGUUACGAAUCACUCUCCUUAUGAUAAAGACACCUUUAUAUUACCAGGGCUGUCAUGAAGUAGCUUUUAACUUCUUACCUGUAACAAACUUGUUACCUUAUGGGUGACUCUUAUCAACUAUAGGCAAGUUCACCCAUAACAUCAAGUGCCCAUAAAGCAUAUUCAGCCCUUAUGAACCAAAGAACCCUGAAUUGAUACAAUCUUUAAUACAGACACCUUCAUAUAUAGUGCAGACACUGUACUCAGACCCUUUCGUCUGGGGGUGGGGGUACUCUACAAAAUCUUAUAUGGGGAGGAUCCACCCGAAGGUCUAACCCCUUAGCCUUUCACAUACCAUUUAAACAGAAAAAGUACCCUUUUCAUAUACCUUUUAUUAAAAAAAGAACCCCUCUCACUUACCUUCAUGAGAUCACUGCAUCCCUUUUCUAAACCCUUGAGAUAAAGUUAACGAACAAUUUUUCUGGAGAACGUAAAGCAUAACCUGAAAAGAUGCUAACCGGAAAAAGAAGUAUUUCAUAUUCAGAUCAUGUUGACAUUGGACUUAAAUGACAGAUUUCCCCCAUGUUUUCAUAUACCUUAACUUGUGAAAUCCCUACCCUUUUAUAUACCUGAAGCCUGUAAUAGGUGACCUCUUUUGGGCAGAGCCUCCCCGUGUAGGCCGUUAUAGUGAGUGCCCCCACUUCCCGGGCCUUUAGUGUCCCUUACAGAAAGGUUCAACUGCACUGAUUACCUAGACCACACUGUUUGACUAUCACUGUGGAAAGCUCCCUAUGAUAUUUCCAGAAAAAUGGGUCCUUUAUGAUAACCAAAAUUUUAUUGACAACAGCUUUACAAUCAAACAAUGUAAGUUUAUAUUAUUUGUAGAGAAGUUUCCUUUCCUGUAAACCGUCACAUACGUGAAACUUUCCACUUGAUUUCUUGUAGCAUACGUACCAAUGUGCCUGCAGACUUGUACAUAAAGAGUUAAGGUUAUUUAUCUUGUCAUUUGACACUGUGGCAUUUGAGUGCUAAUUUAGAAACUGGAUGUAGUUAUGGAUCAUUUCGGUCUAAGUGUUGAGACAGUUCCAGCUUUUGCUGGCUUUUAGACAUUACAAUAAAAGUUUGUUAUGUUGCCAUAAUACAA